UUGGGAAUGAAGCCGAAACACUUCAAAGGGAGAAUCCCGUACCUGUCAAUGCGGAGACCCGUUCCCUGCGCCUUCCUCUGUAGAUGCAAAUCCUCCCUGAUCAACGAUUCUUAACGUACACCCUUCUCCACGGCUUCGUAGGAUCACUUUCCAUUACUCUUCCUUCUCCGUCUCAUGUCUUCAAGACCCGUUGCUUCUCUUCCUCUUCGCCUUCUUCCCAUGAUUGGUUGUUCGUUUCCACGGUUCGGUGCACCCACCUCUGACUCUAGUGCAUUCGGGAGAUAACAGGUCUCAGUUGCAAUGGAGAUCUCUCGUUGGGUCUUGCUAUUGUCGUUCUUUCUCUGCCUUUUCGCAUCUGGAUGUUUCUCUAUCGAGAACUUCCACCAAGCGUUUCCUAUUGUUGAACCUGAUCCUGGACAUACAAAACUUCGCCUUGCAAGGGAAGGCUUGGAGGCCAUUGAGAGGAUAACCACUCCUAUUGCAGCUGUUGCUGUAAUUGGGCCAUAUCGCUCUGGAAAAUCAUUUUUGCUUAAUCAGCUUCUCUCCCUCUCUUGUUUUGAAGGUUUUGGUGUUGGACACAUGCGUGACACAAAAACGAAAGGUAUAUGGGUUUGGGGAACACCAAUAGAGUUGGAUAUUGAUGGAGUUAGUACUUCUGUCUUGUACCUUGAUACAGAGGGAUUUGAGAGUGUUGGGAAGUCUAAUGUAUAUGAUGACCGGAUUUUUGCCCUGGCGAACGUUAUGAGUUCUGUGCUUAUCUAUAACCUUCCGGAGACAAUUCGUGAAGCUGACAUCUCUCGUCUGUCAUUUGCUGUUGAGCUUGCUGAAGAAUUUUAUGGGAGAGUGAAGGGGCAAGAUGUUGCCUUUGAACCUGCCAAACUUCUGUGGCUUAUCCAGCGUGAUUUUCUACAAGGGAAGUCUGUGCAAGAAAUGGUGGAUGAAGCUCUUCGACGUGUCCCAAAUAAUGAUGGGGACAAAAACAUUGAAAUGGUUAAUCAAAUUAGGGACUCAUUGGCCGUUAUGGGUGAUAACAGCACAGCCUUUAGCUUACCACAACCCCAUCUCCAGCGAACAAAACUUUGUGACAUGAAGGAUGGUGAACUCGAUCCUAUAUAUGUCAGGAAGCGAGAGCAAUUGAAACAACUUGUUGCCGGCAUUAUUCGUCCAAAGAUUGUUCAGGGUAAAACCUUAAAUGGAAAGGAGUUUGUAUAUUUCCUGGAGCAGAUACUUGAAGCCUUGAAUAAAGGGGAGAUCCCAUCAACAGGCUCUCUGGUGGAGGUUUUCAAUAAAGGUAUUCUUGACCGAUGCUUGAAGCUAUACAGUGAAAAGAUGGAAAAAUUGGGCUUACCCCUAUCUGAGACAGCUCUGCAAGAUGCCCAUGAAAGGUCCAGAGAUGAAGCAAUGCAAGUUUUUGAUCAGCAGCAUUUUGGACGACAUCAUGCAAAGAAAUCAGUCAUGCAACUGGAUGAAGAAAUAGAAAAGGUGUAUAAGAAUGUUAUUAUGGCAAAUGAAUAUCAAUCAUCAAAGCUUUGUGAGGCACUCUACACCGGAUGCGAGGACAAGAUGGACCAGCUUCAAGUUCUCAGGCUUCCAUCCAUGGCAAAAUUCAAUGCAGGUUUCCUUCAAUGCAACCAAAGUUUUGAGCUCGAGUGUGUUGGACCGUCAAAAGCAAAUUACGAGCAGCGGAUGAAGAAGAUGUUGGGGAAGUCACGAUCUCUUUUUAUCAAGGAAUAUAAUCACAGGCUCUUCAAUUGGUUGGUGGCAUUCUCCCUUGUCAUGGUAGUGGUGGGCCGGUUUAUCAUAAAGUUUAUUUUGAUUGAAAUUGGGGCAUGGAUACUCUUUAUCUUCUUGGAGACAUACACGAGGAUGUUUUGGUCAGCAGAGUCGCUUUACUACAAUCCAGCCUGGCAUUUCAUAGUUGCCACUUGGGAAACACUUGUUUACAGCCCUAUCCUAGAUUUGGACAGAUGGGCUCUUCCCAUGGGUUUCAUGUUGGCGAUUGCUAUAGUAUAUUGGCGUUGUUACGGGGGAAGAAAACACGGAACUCGUUGGCUAUUACCCCUGUACAACAAUCACAAAAGUGGCCCAAAUCGGCCAAGAUCAGAUUAGAAGUGUAGCAACUGUGUGCUUGAAGCUUCUGGUAUGCUCCUGUUCAAUCACACGAUUUAUACAUGAAGCCCGCCAAUUCAUUCUUGGGUCCUCGGUAGAGAUUUUAUUGCAAAACUGUGAAGAGGGGAAAAGAUUGUUGGCUGUUCUGCAAAGUGUCUCCAACUGUAGCAUCUCCAAAUGGUUUCUGUUCUAUUGAUUAUUUCAAAGGUCUAUCAUUCCACAUUUGUCAUUAAAUUACCCAGUAAAUUGGAAUGUGAUCAUAUGUUUAGAAGGGGGAAAAGAAAGAAGAAGAAAGGAACAUAGGACAAAGAAGAAGAGAAUUUGUUUUAAAGGAGUGACACUUGCUUCGAAAUUCUUUCUCGCUGCUAGGUCUACUGACAUGAAAUUAGAUUUUUUCUUUUUCUUUUGUGAAAUAACUGUUAAAAAUAACACCUAUUCAUUUAUUAAUUGCAUGCGUUCGAUGAAUUGCAUGAUGAACGUGCGCGAUCUGUUUAUUAUA
Juglans regia (Persian walnut) is the source of this 2608-nucleotide messenger RNA. Its product is annotated as guanylate-binding protein 5. The record is from RefSeq and is a predicted model, not a curated record. The transcript is spliced from 17 exons. Lineage: Eukaryota; Viridiplantae; Streptophyta; Magnoliopsida; Fagales; Juglandaceae. Bases 301 to 2109 code for a protein of 602 amino acids. Gene Ontology annotation, molecular function: GTP binding; GTPase activity.